AUGGAAGAGACGAUAAACCGCCGGUGCCUCGGGCGCGGGCCAGUGUCGGUCCGCCGCCGCCGCCGCCGACGUCGGUUCUCCGUCGACGAGCGUCACGAGAUCAUGCGAGGCGUGUACCUGUCCACGCAGUACGGCGGCAGCGUGCGCUUCGCGCUCGGGUUCGUGGCGGGGAUCCUCCUCCGCGAGACCCACCUCCUGCGCAAGGGCCGGCGCCCGCCCAAAUCGGUGCUCGUCCCCGUGCGAGGGUACAAGGGAACCUCCUCCGCCGAUCGCGCCCGGGAGACGGAGGGACCGGACGCCGGGCCGCUUGUGUUCGUGCGCAGGCUCGAGGCCGGAGACUACGCCAAGGGCUUCAUGGAGCUCCUCGCCGUCCUGACCACGGUCGGCGACGUCGCCGAGGGCGAUUUCAUCCGGAGGGUGCGCGACGUCGCGAGCGGGCCCGAGUACGUGUACGUCGUCGAGGAGAACGGGAGGAUCAUCGCCACCGGGACGCUGGUGGUGGAGCGCAAGUUCGCGAGGUCGUGCGGCGUCGUCGGGCACAUAGAGGACAUAGCGGUGCUGACGUCCGCGCAGGGGCGGGGGCUGGGCAAGGUGAUCAUCCACGCGCUCAUGCGCGUCGCGGAGCGGAUGGGAUGUUACAAGGUGAUCCUGGACUGCGCGGAGAAGAACGUCGCGUUUUACGAGAAGUGCGGCCUGACGCAGAAGGAGAUCCAGAUGGUCAAGUACUUCAUCGACUGA
Molecule: messenger RNA, 738 nt
Organism: Micromonas commoda
Lineage: Eukaryota; Viridiplantae; Chlorophyta; Mamiellophyceae; Mamiellales; Mamiellaceae
Exons: 1
Coding region: 1-738 (245 amino acids)
Biological process (GO): UDP-N-acetylglucosamine biosynthetic process
Cellular component (GO): endoplasmic reticulum; endoplasmic reticulum-Golgi intermediate compartment; Golgi apparatus
Molecular function (GO): glucosamine 6-phosphate N-acetyltransferase activity; monosaccharide binding
Source: RefSeq, a predicted model, not a curated record